AUGGCGGUGGGGUUGGCCAACCUAGGGAGGUGGCGGAUGCGUGUGCAGAGCCGGAAGGUCCUCCACGGAGGAAUAUCACCCGAUGCUGGCAAUGAUAAUGAUGGGAAGGGUCAUUCGGAGGUGGAAGAGGAGCCGGCGGUGGUAGAGAAGAUGACGAAGAAGGUGACCCAGUUCCUCACCUUCCCCUCUCUUCGCCCAUUAACCUACACACCUCCUCCCACCACUUCUCCCCCCUCUUGCUUUGCCUCACUUUUCCUCGGACCAUCGGUUGUGAUAGGGGGGCUGAUCGACUCAGUCACCGCUAUCGUGGAGCCAGCCCUGAGGCAUGCGAACGUGCUCUUCUUCAAGUUGGGCUACAACAUCCAGAUCGUAGUGGACAAGGGCAAACUGGAGGAGGCUCCUGUGCAGCAGUUUCGACGGAAGGUGGCCAAGGCGGUGUGA
Elaeis guineensis (African oil palm) is the source of this 441-nucleotide messenger RNA. The record is from RefSeq and is a predicted model, not a curated record. Lineage: Eukaryota; Viridiplantae; Streptophyta; Magnoliopsida; Arecales; Arecaceae.